AAGUUGGUGGUAAAAAGGUUUUAGUGGUAGAAACAGAAGAUCAAUUAUUAAGUGGCAAAACUGCGCCAGCAUGUUGUGUCAUAGGGUCACCUGAACAUGUCGCAGCAUUAAAAGCGAAAAUAGAUGAAUUGAAGUUGAAUUCAGCUCGCUUAGAACAGGAGCGUGCCGAAGCAUUAGAAAGAUCAGAAAGCGUAACUCACCAACUUGAUCAUUUAGUUGAAGAAUUAAAAGGAUUAGGUCAUGGUAGUGAUACUAUUCAUGCAACAAAAAUUAUAGCUGACGAAGAUGAUGAUGGUGAAAGAUUAGCG
Molecule: messenger RNA, 308 nt
Organism: Racocetra fulgida
Lineage: Eukaryota; Fungi; Glomeromycota; Glomeromycetes; Diversisporales; Gigasporaceae
Source: the annotation of a GenBank genome assembly